This is a messenger RNA of Colletes gigas, 1873 nucleotides long. Its product is annotated as glutathione synthetase-like. The transcript has 11 exons. Gene Ontology annotation, biological process: glutathione biosynthetic process. Gene Ontology annotation, cellular component: cytosol. NCBI's taxonomy places the organism in Eukaryota, Metazoa, Arthropoda, Insecta, Hymenoptera, Colletidae. Gene Ontology annotation, molecular function: ATP binding; glutathione binding; glutathione synthase activity. The coding region runs from base 222 to 1664 and encodes 480 amino acids. The record is from RefSeq and is a predicted model, not a curated record.
UGUUGACAGUUGUAAACUCCGUAAUUUCCGUAUGAUUGUGUAAAAGUGAUACGAAUAAUUCUAUAAAAAUUGGGUUACGAUCUAGUAUGGUUACAUAUAGAUAUAGCGCAAGAUAAAGUAAUGACUCGUCUGAACUUAUCGUUAUUAUCUAAAAUCAUCAUUUCAAGCGAUAGCUUAUUUCUUCUUUGAUAUUUCGUAUUAUCGUGUUAAUAUCUGUAAUUAUGGAGGUUUCACGAUUGCAACCUUGCAUUCAAUUACAAAUUUCAAACGAAGAAUUGCAAAAUAUAGUAGAUAAGGCUAAAGAUUGGGCACUUAUGCAUGGUAUUAGUUUCAGAUCGAAAGAAUCCUUUAACAAAAAUCAUGUACAAGUUUUGCCAUUUGCUUUAUUGCCAUCUAGUUUCCCUAGAAAGGAUUUUGAGAAAGCAAAAUGCAUUCAAGUGUUAUUAAACGAACUUAUUCAUAAGGUUGCGCAUAGUAAUAGUUUUAUUACAAAAAGCUUAAAAAGUACAAUCGAUGCCGAUCCAUUUACAGCAAAAUUAUUCGAUAUUUAUGAAACUGUACAUAGAGAAGGAUAUAGUCAAACCAUAAGUGUUGGUUUGCUUCGAUCUGAUUAUAUGUUACAUGAGAAUCAAAUCAAGCAAGUCGAAUUGAAUACUAUUUCGAGUAGUUUUGGAGGAAUAGCAACAGUUACUACUAAAUAUCAUAAGUAUAUUUUAUCAGAAUUGGGACAUGGGGACAAAAUAAAAAAUAUACCAGACAAUAAUCCCAUUACAGGUCUUUGCAAGGGAUUGACGUAUGCAUGGAAAUUAUAUGAUAAUAUGCAGUCUAUAAUAUUAUUUGUUUGUGAAAAUAUCACUUAUAAUAUAUGUGAUCAAAGGUUUCAUGAAUUCGAAAUUCGUAAAAUCAAUCCUGAUAUUAAAGUAAUUAGAAGGAGCUUGAAAGAUUUAGUAUCGGAAGCAAAACUGGGAUCUAAUAAAGAGUUAAUAAUUGGAGAUCAAAUAGUUUCUGUAGUCUACUUCCGUUCUGGUUAUGAAAUCGAAGCUUAUCCUACAGAACAUGAAUGGUCUGUUAGAUUGUUGAUAGAACGUUCCCGUGCAAUAAAAUGUCCAUCAAUACAAUAUCAUUUAGCUGGUACUAAAAAGAUACAACAAUCUUUAGCAUACCCUAACGCUUUGAAAGCGUUUUUAAAAGAAAAUGAUAUCAAACGAGUGGAAGAAAUAUUUACUGGGCUUUAUUCAUUAGAAUUUAACGAAGAGGCAGAGACGAUAAUUAAGAAAGUUAUGUUAGAUCCAACAAAAUACGUUCUCAAACCGCAAAGAGAAGGUGGUGGAAACAAUGUGUAUGACGAAAAUGUGAAAAAACGUUUAGAAUCUAUGAAAUCUUCGGAUGAAAGAACUGCUUGGAUACUUAUGGAUCGUUUGUAUCCUCCAGUCCAAAAGAAUUACAUUGUACGUGCCGAAAAGGAGCCGUUUGAAAAUCAUAAUUUGUGUUUUACCGAUGUUGUAUCAGAGCUGGGUAUUUACGGUGUUAUUAUAGGAGAUCAUGAAAAUAUCAUGUAUAACGAAGAAGUAGGCCAUAUUUUGAGAACCAAACUGUCCAAUGAAAAUGAAGUUGGAAUAGCAGCAGGAUUUGGUGCUAUCGAUGGUCCCUACCUUGUUAGUUAACAUAACAAAUAUUUAAAUAAUUGUGAUGUAAUUUAAUAUUAUGAAGAAAUAUAUUUUGAAUAACUUAUUGUUAAUAUUGCCCUAUGAUUUUAUCGAUCGUAAAAUAGCUCAAUGUUACCCGCGAUGAAAAACUUUAUAGAAUAUACUUUUACGUUCGACUAUCGAUUCUUAUCGUUCUUGAAAUUUGUGUAUGCGCCUAAAAAGUGAUG